Messenger RNA from Numida meleagris (helmeted guineafowl), 1873 nucleotides. RefSeq names its product oxidative stress responsive 1 (gene OXSR1). The coding region runs from base 152 to 1753 and encodes 533 amino acids. The transcript has 18 exons. The record is from RefSeq and is a predicted model, not a curated record. Lineage: Eukaryota; Metazoa; Chordata; Aves; Galliformes; Numididae. Gene Ontology annotation, molecular function: protein serine/threonine kinase activity; ATP binding. Gene Ontology annotation, biological process: protein phosphorylation.
GGAGGUGGUGGGGUUGAAGCAGCCGCUACCGGCAGCGCUCGGCUCAGGGUCGGGUUCGGAGCGGCCGGGCCGCGCGGGGCAGCGCAGCGCUUCUCUGCUCGUGCGGGGCCUCCCCCCCUGAGGGCGGGCGGGCCGCGGGCACGGCGCGGCCAUGGCCGAGGAGCCCAGCGCGCUGCCCUGGUCCAUCAACAAGGAUGACUACGAGCUGCAGGAGGUCAUCGGGAGCGGAGCGACAGCUGUGGUGCAGGCAGCCUUCUGUGUUCCAAAGAAGGAGAAGGUGGCAAUUAAACGGAUCAAUCUUGAGAAGUGUCAGACGAGCAUGGAUGAACUCCUGAAAGAAAUUCAAGCAAUGAGUCAGUGCCACCACCCCAACAUUGUAUCUUACUACACGUCAUUUGUGGUGAAAGAUGAGCUUUGGCUGGUGAUGAAGUUACUUAGUGGAGGCUCUGUUUUGGAUAUUAUAAAGCACAUUGUGGCCAAAGGAGAACACAAGACCGGUGUCCUGGAUGAGCCCUGUAUAGCCACGAUCCUCAAGGAGGUGCUGGAGGGGCUGGACUACCUGCAUAAAAACGGACAAAUCCACAGGGAUGUGAAAGCUGGAAACAUUCUUCUUGGAGAAGACGGCUCAGUGCAAAUCGCAGACUUCGGCGUUAGUGCUUUUUUGGCCACCGGUGGUGACAUUACCAGAAAUAAAGUCAGGAAAACAUUUGUAGGCACACCUUGCUGGAUGGCACCAGAAGUUAUGGAACAGGUCAGAGGAUACGAUUUCAAGGCAGAUAUCUGGAGCUUUGGGAUCACUGCUAUUGAACUGGCUACAGGGGCAGCUCCUUAUCAUAAAUACCCCCCGAUGAAGGUUUUAAUGUUGACACUACAAAAUGAUCCUCCGUCUUUGGAAACCGGCGUGCAAGAUAAAGAGAUGCUGAAGAAGUAUGGGAAAUCUUUCAGGAAGAUGAUUUCAUCGUGCCUACAAAAAGACCCCGAAAAAAGACCUACAGCAGCAGAACUCUUAAGACACAAAUUUUUCACGAAAGCAAAGAAUAAAGAGUUUUUACAAGAGAAGAUGUUACAGAGAGCACCAACAAUUACUGAAAGAUCUAAAAAGGUAAGGAGAGUCCCAGGAUCCAGCGGACGUCUCCAUAAGACUGAGGAUGGCGGCUGGGAAUGGAGCGACGACGAACUAGAUGAAGAAAGUGAGGAAGGCAGAGCAGCAAUUUCACAGCUCAGGUCUCCCAGAGUGAAGGAACCUGUACAGAAUUCAGAACUGUUCCCAUCGACUGAACCUCCAGGUCCUUCACUCAGUGCUCCAGCACAAGCACCUACUCAACUACCUCAGGCUGCAGGACCAGCACCUGCACAACCUCAGGCUGCUGUACCUCCACCUAGUCAGGCUCCUCCAGCAGCCCCAGCAGCAGCUCAGGCCCCACCUGCCCCCGCUGCAGCUCCGGUACAGGAAGAUACAAAAGUCCCCAUCAGCCUCGUACUAAGGUUAAGGAAUUCAAAAAAAGAACUCAAUGAUAUCCGAUUUGAAUUUACGCCAGGGCGAGAUACUGCUGAUGGUGUGUCUCAAGAGCUAAUUUCAGCAGGGCUUGUGGAUGGCAGAGAUCUGGUAAUAGUUGCAGCUAAUUUGCAGAAAAUUGUGGAAGAGCCCCAAGCAAACAGAUCCGUCACUUUCAAACUGGCAUCUGGUGUCGAAGGCUCAGAUAUCCCCGAUGAUGGCAAACUUAUAGGAUUUGCACAGCUCAGCAUCAGCUAAACAAUGGCCCCAGGAGAUGAUUCCCAACAGAGAACCCACAUGUGCAUAUUCGUAGUGCUUCUGUUAGCCUAAAAAAAAAAAAACCACUACUGCCAAAGAAUUGAACUACAGCCCCCUUCC